Messenger RNA from Sphaeroforma arctica JP610, 898 nucleotides. RefSeq lists its product as hypothetical. The transcript is spliced from 4 exons. Gene Ontology annotation, cellular component: cytoplasm. The record is from RefSeq and is a predicted model, not a curated record. Gene Ontology annotation, molecular function: 4 iron, 4 sulfur cluster binding; catalytic activity. The coding region runs from base 134 to 898 and encodes 254 amino acids. Gene Ontology annotation, biological process: porphyrin-containing compound biosynthetic process. NCBI's taxonomy places the organism in Eukaryota, Ichthyosporea, Ichthyophonida.
CCUUCUAACAAGACAUAUCCAGAUCGUCAUAUUUAUAUAUGACAUCCAUUCAGGCAGGAAACGGGCACGCGCAAUAGUAUAUAGUGCAAUACACACAACACUCAGCAACUCCGCACGCUAGAAGCAAAGCACAAUGGUUGGCGCCACUUCCGCUGCUUUGGCUGGACGAUACAUGUUGCAACUGCGAAGCACAACACCGUUCAGCAAUCUUUACAAGCCUGAUCGCAGGCUAUACAAGUUAAAUCGCAGAAUGAUGUAUUUGACGGCAAACCCUGUCACAAAAACUCGUGACACACUCGACACUCGCGCAGUGGCUUCUCGCGAUGUUGCGGUUUACAUCCACUGGCCUUAUUGCAAGAAAAUGUGCUCAUACUGCAAUUUCAACCGCUAUGUCAAAGACAACGUCGAUCACGAACGCAUGCGCAACUGCCUUGUGACGGAAUUAAAGACCGCUCUGGCGGCUACUAAGCCCACAAGCAUCCGGUCGGUGUUUUUUGGUGGGGGCACCCCUACACUAGCACAGCCACAGACGAUCAAAGCUCUGCUGGAUGUGAUGACGGAUGCAGGGCUGAUGCAGAAAGGUGUGACGGAGGUGACCAUGGAAGGCAAUCCCUCGUCCACAGAAAUACAACAAAUGGAGCUGUUCAGGAAUGCAGGAGUCAACCGCAUGUCUCUGGGCGUACAGAGUUUGAUCUCUCCCGAGGAUCUGCUGUUCCUAGGGCGUAAUCACUCCAUUGACGAGGCCAUGGCUGCAGUUGAGGUGGCGCGUACGUUGUUUCCUGGGAGGUUCUCUAUUGAUCUCAUCUUUGGACGUCCCGGACAAACACGUACGCAGUGGCAAGAUGAGCUCAACGCGGCAAUGCAAUUGGUUGAUGGACAUGUAUCUCUCUGUAUGUAA